This is a messenger RNA of Lathyrus oleraceus (garden pea), 835 nucleotides long. Its product is annotated as transcription factor MYB90. NCBI's taxonomy places the organism in Eukaryota, Viridiplantae, Streptophyta, Magnoliopsida, Fabales, Fabaceae. Bases 85 to 780 code for a protein of 231 amino acids. The record is from RefSeq and is a predicted model, not a curated record. The transcript is spliced from 3 exons.
GCACAUAUAUAUUAUGAGGGCUAGAGAUGAUGCCAUAUACUUUUCUUUGGAUUAUUAAGGAAAACAUAGAGAUACCAAGUGAAUAUGGAGAAGAGUAAGAGUGGAAGUUUGAGAAAAGGUGCAUGGACAUAUGAGGAAGAUAAGCUUCUCAUAGCUUGCAUUAACAAGUAUGGUGAAGGAAAAUGGCAUUUAGUUCCUAAAAUUGCAGGUUUGAAUAGAUGCCGGAAAAGUUGUAGAUUGAGAUGGUUGAAUUAUUUAAACCCGACAAUCAAUAGAGAAAGUUUUGAGGAAGAUGAAAUCGAUAUGAUUUUAAGGUUACAUAAACUCUUAGGAAAUAGAUGGUCAUUGAUUGCUGCAAGGCUUCCGGGUAGGACAGCUAACGAUGUGAAGAAUUAUUGGCACACAAAUUUGCGUAAGAAAGUGGUUUUAGAAAAAGAGAAAUCUAAGGAAACCAUGGAAGCUCAUGAAGUUAUCAAACCCCGGGCUCUAACCUUUUCAACAAAUUCACCAUGGUUGAAUGGGAAACACAAUUUUGUGAGUAAUGGCAAUGCAUCAAAACUAGCAAUAGCGUCUUCAGGUGAAGAUGGUAAUGUUCCAACAGAGUGUGACAUUACUACACCUCCAAAUAUUGGAAUAGAGCCACUUUCUACAAAGGAAAUUGGUUCUUGCUCUUUAUUACAAGAGGAUAAUUCCACUUUUGAGUUUUUAGAGGAUUUUUUUACUAAUAGCCCCCCUAUCAAUGAUUCUUACUGGAAUUCUAAUUUCCUUUGGGAUAUUUAAGAUGGAAAAGUGAUGGAGUUGAAAAUAAGAAUAAUAUUGUUUGCAUGCUUUUGUA